Messenger RNA from Homarus americanus (American lobster), 1800 nucleotides. RefSeq names its product soluble scavenger receptor cysteine-rich domain-containing protein SSC5D-like. NCBI's taxonomy places the organism in Eukaryota, Metazoa, Arthropoda, Malacostraca, Decapoda, Nephropidae. The record is from RefSeq and is a predicted model, not a curated record. The transcript has 3 exons. The coding region runs from base 1 to 1800 and encodes 599 amino acids.
AUGAAAGACGGGAACAAGAACGGCAACAAUGGGCAGCGUGUGGCCCUCUUACGGUACGAGACACUUUUGGUGAUGAACGUGACUCAGGCUGGGUGUGCAAGCGAAGAAUCCCAGAGGUCAAGUAUACUUCAAUAUCUUUUAAUUGAUAUAAAGGAACCCUACGUCAGUACCUUUGAUAAGGGAUUCAGGUUUGAGGGGACGAGACACUCAGGACCCUCACUCGUGCCAUCCUACAGGACCCUCACUCGUGCCAUCUACAGGACCCUCACUCGUGCCAUCCUACAGGACCCUCACUCGUGCCAUCCUACAGGACCCUCACUCGUGCCAUCCUACAGGACCCUCACUCGUGCCAUCCUACAGGACCCUCCUCGUGCCAUACUACAGGACCCUCACUCGUGCCAUCCUACAGGACCCUCACUCGUGCCAUCUACAGGACCCUCACUCGUGCCAUCCUACAGGACCCUCACUCGCGCCAUCCUACAGGACCCUCACUCGUGCCAUCCUACAGGACCCUCACUCAUCCUACAGGACCUCACUCGUGCCAUACAGGACCCUCACUCGUGCCAUCCUACAGGGACCCUCACUCGUGCCAUCUACAGGACCCUCACUCGUGCCAUCCCUACAGGACCCUCACUCGCGCCAUCUAGGACCCUCACUCGCGCCAUCCCUACAGGACCCUCACUCGUGCCAUCCUACAGGACCCUCACUCGUGCCACCCUACAGGACCCUCACUCGCGCCAUCCUACAGGACCUCAUCGUGCCAUCCUACAGGACCCUCACUCGUGCCAUCCUACAGGACCCUCACUCGCGCCAUCCUACAGGACCCUCACUCGUGCCAUCCUACAGGACCCUCACUCGCGCCAUCCUAGGACCCUCACUCGUGCCAUCCUACAGGACCCUCACUGCGCCUACAGGACCCUCACUCGUGCCAUCCUACAGGACCUCACUCGUGCCAUCCUGGGACCCUCACUCGUGCCAUCCUACAGGACCCUCACUCGCGCCAUCCUGGGACCCUCACUCGUGCCAUCCUACAGGACCCUCACUCGCGCCAUCCUACAGGACCCUCACUCGCGCCAUCCUACAGGACCCUCACUCGUGCCAUCCUACAGGACCCUCACUCGCGCCAUCCUACAGGACCCUCCUCGUGCCAUACAGGACCCUCACUCGUGCCAUCCUACAGGACCCUCACUCGCGCCAUCCUGGGACCCUCACUCGUGCCAUCCUGCAGGACCCUCACUCGCGCCAUCCUACAGGACCCUCCUCGCGCCAUCCACAGGACCCUCACUCGCGCCAUCCCUGGGACCCUCACUCGUUGCCAUCCUACAGGACCCUCACUCGCGUCUACAGGACCCUCACUCGCGCCAUCCUACAGGAUCACUCGCGCCAUCCUGGGACCCUCACUCGUGCCAUCCUGGGACCCUCCUCGUGCCAUCCUACAGGACCCUCACUCGCGCCAUCCUACAGGACCCUCACUCGCGCCAUCCUACAGGACCCUCACUCGCGCAUCCUACAGGACCCUCACUCGUGCCAUCCUACAGGACCUUCACUCGUGCCAUCUACAGGACCCUCCUCGUGCCAUCCUACAGGACCCUCACUCGCGCCAUCCUGCAGGACCCUCACUCGUGCCAUCCUACAGGACCUUCACUCGUGCCAUCCUGGGACCUUCACUCGUGCCAUACUACAGGACCCUCACUCGUGCCAUCCUACAGGACCCUCACUCGCCAUCACAGGACCCUCACUCGUGCCAUCCUACAGGACCCUCACUCAUUGCCAUCCUACAGGACCUUCACUCCCCUAUAA